UGUUGUCUCUUGUGCCCCGCGAACAGGUGGAGGACAUGGAGGAGCCCCACAGCUUCUUUAAGAAGGUGGACAUCCCUGUCCAUGUGCACUACAUUGUGGCCUUUUUCAUUGUGGUCAUCGGAACUCUGGGAAUGACGGGCAAUGCUCUGGUGAUAUUCGCUUUCUACAGCAAUAAGAAGCUGAGGAGUCUGCCUAACUACUUCAUCGUCAAUCUGGCCGUGAGUGACUUCCUCAUGGCCUUCACCCAGGCACCCAUCUUCUUCAUCAACUCUCUCAACACUAAGUGGGUGUUUGGGGAAACAGGCUGUAAGGUGUAUGCCUUCUGUGGGGCCCUGUUUGGCAUCACUUCUAUGAUAAACCUGUUGGCCAUCUCUAUCGACCGCUACCUGGUCAUCACCAACCCUCUGCAGGCCAUGCAGUGGAACUCCAAACGCAGGACCACACUGGCCAUAGUGCUGGUCUGGCUCUACUCACUGGGUUGGAGUCUGGCCCCACUUGUUGGCUGGAGUUCCUACAUCCCAGAGGGACUGAUGACCACCUGCACCUGGGACUACACCACCUUCUCCGUGGGCAACAGGAGCUACACCAUGAUGCUCUGUUGCUUCGUGUUCUUCAUCCCCCUGGGGGUCAUCCUCUACUGCUAUCUCUUCAUGUUCUUCGCCAUCCGCAACGCCGGCAGGGACUUGGAGAGGCUGGGGAAAUCCAGUAUUCAGCAGCAGUCUAUGCGUAACGAGUGGCGGCUGGCCAAGAUUGCGUUUGUGGUCAUCAUCGUGUAUGUGCUGUCUUGGUCCCCUUACGCCUGUGUCACGCUCAUUUCCUGGGCAGGGUAUGCCCACAAGCUGACUCCCUAUUCCAAAACAGUACCUGCAGUCAUAGCAAAGGCAUCCACGAUAUACAACCCGUUCAUCUAUGCUAUCAUUCACACCAAAUACAGGAAUACCUUAGCGGAGAAGGUGCCCUGUCUUGCCUGCCUGUCACAGAAGAAAAAGAAGGACUGCUUGUCGUCCACCAACAGCGAGACGUCCGUCCACGACACUGGAUUCAGCAGACAGUCGUCUGUCUGCAAGGCUAAACUCCAUGCCGUGUCCUCCAACUCAACCUCAGCUACGUCCUAUAGCGAUGUGGUUCACGUACUGCAGUCCGAGAAGAGGGGCGAUGUAGAACUCGAUGUGAUGUCCCGCAAAACAGACUCCUUCAGAAGUUCGUGUUCCUUUCCCCUGCUCAAAGACCACAACAAAUCAGUCAAACGGCACAAGAUCAAACACCACUCCCAGGCCACUGUGGAAAAAGAGAAGACCACCAUCACAGGGUCUCUGAGUCUCUGUGAUCAUGACCUGGUGACCGGCACAUUGAACAUGGCGACUGUCCCGCUGCUGGUUGCCUCCACGGAGCCUCAGACGGGGAACUCAACCCUUGACAAGGACGGCCAUCGUGAUGAGAAACUCCACCGGACCACCGCCCUGGACCCAAAGUGUUACUUCCGGCCAUGUUACGGCAUACCCCGCAUCAUCAUCAGCCCCACAUCAGAGAACAGCCUGACUGAGGAGGCCUUGUAUUUGGACGAUAAGCCUGAGUUGCAGUUGAGCGACUUGGGUGAGCUGGUGUUGGACAUGCAACAGUAUGACUGUUCGUCUGAACUGCUUGAAUCUGUGGAGAGCUUCCUAUCCUGAGUCCUCCUUUUCUUGGUUUCUUAGCUGUCUACAAUGUCUUGUAUUUUUGUAUGGAGAACAAGC
Molecule: messenger RNA, 1733 nt
Organism: Alosa sapidissima (American shad)
Lineage: Eukaryota; Metazoa; Chordata; Actinopteri; Clupeiformes; Clupeidae
Gene: opn4xb
Product: opsin 4xb
Exons: 9
Coding region: 36-1670 (544 amino acids)
Biological process (GO): G protein-coupled receptor signaling pathway; visual perception
Cellular component (GO): membrane
Molecular function (GO): G protein-coupled receptor activity
Source: RefSeq, a predicted model, not a curated record